AUGCGUGCCCCUACUCUUCCUGACAUCAACCUGCGUACCCUACUCUUCCUGACAUCAACCUGCCGUACCCUACUCUUCCCUGACAUCAACCUGCCGAUACCCUACUCUUCCCUGACAUCAACCUGCGUACCCUACUUCCCUGACAUCAACCUGCUCCCACCAACCCAGCCCAUCCCAUCCCAACCCACCAUCGCAACCCAACCCAGCCCAUCCCAUCCAAACCCAGCCUAUCAACCCAACCCAGCCCAUCCUAUCUCAACCAGCCCAUCCCAACCCAGCCCAUCCUAUCCCAACCCAUCGUCCUUCAAGUCUGUUAAGUCGUCCUUCAAGUCUGCUAACUCGUCCUUCAAGUCUGCUAAGUCGUCCUUCAAGUCUGCUAAGUCGUCCUUCAAGUCUGUUAAGUCGUCCUUCAAGUCUGCUAAGUCGUCCUUCAAGUCUGCUAAGUCGUCCUUCAAGUAUAGUCGUGGACAAGAGCUCGCUCCCCGUCUUCCUCGCCCCCCUAGCUCUUCAAAUACUGGCAAUAAUACCACAUCUAUUUUGUCA
Messenger RNA from Homarus americanus (American lobster), 543 nucleotides. RefSeq names its product vegetative cell wall protein gp1-like. Lineage: Eukaryota; Metazoa; Arthropoda; Malacostraca; Decapoda; Nephropidae. The annotation marks the transcript as partial. The record is from RefSeq and is a predicted model, not a curated record. The transcript is spliced from 4 exons.